AAACAAACACUCUUUCUCUUUCUCUCCUUUUCUCUCUCAUUUUCUCGGGAAAAUUUUUCUUUACCACUUUCUUUCCUUAAAUUGACUGAGAAAAUUAAAUUCGUUCCUCCUACAUCGAAGCUUACCACACAAUGCUACUACAACUACUACUACUACCUUCGCUUUCCAAAUCUAUCUCCAAUUUCUAGGGUUUUAAAUCGAAUCCGUUCAGAUCAUGCACGGCCUUAGCCGUCUUGGUAACGGCUGCAGCAACAACGGUCGAGUCAAUCUCUCUUCACCGUCACCGCCAUCUUCUCCACGGAUUCGUCACAGCAGCAGAGUGAAAACUCUCGCCGGAGGAGGAGGUGUUUACAACAACAACAAGCAGCAGGGAUUAGGAGAGAAGCUUGUGUUUCUGCUCUUCUCUAUAGUUUUCAGGAGGAAAGGUGUCUUGUUGUUGGCGCCUCUGCUCUACAUCGCUGGGAUGUUGCUAUUUAUGGGAUCUUUUGGUUUCACUGUGCUCGAUCUAGGCCAUGGUGUUGAGAUUGUGUAUAGACGCGGUGGUCCUCCUGGUUCGGUGUAUAGGAGUCCUAAAGUUUUUAAACGGCUUUGGCCUGUGAUGGAGGCUGAUGUUAAUGGAACUAGUCACAAUGCGUUGAUGGCAGCAUGGAAGCCAAGAGUUAAAAGUGUAUGGAAACCUUGUAUUAGCACAAAUGUUUCUGCUGCAGUAUCAAAUUCUAAUGGUUACUUCAUAAUUGAAGCUAAUGGUGGAUUGAAUCAACAACGCUUGUCAAUAUGUGAUGCAGUUGCUGUGGCUGGACUGCUUAAUGCUACCCUUGUCAUCCCGAUUUUUCACUUGAACAGUGUAUGGCGUGAUUCCAGCAAAUUUGGUGAUAUAUUUGAUGAAGACUUCUUCAUAUAUGCUCUUAGUAAGAACGUGAAUGUUGUGAAGGAGCUCCCAAAAGAUGUGCUUGAGCGGUAUAACUACAAUAUAAGCAGCAUUGUUAAUUUGAGAUUGAAAGCUUGGUCUAGUCCAGCAUACUAUCUCCAGAAGGUGCUACCACAACUUUUGCGUUUAGGGGCUGUCCGUGUUGCACCAUUCUCCAACAGGUUAGCUCAUGCAGUUCCUGCAAACAUUCAAGGGCUCAGAUGCUUAGCAAAUUUUGAAGCAUUGAGAUUUGCAGAGCCCAUUCGGCUGCUUGCGGAGAAAAUGGUCAAUAGGAUGGUUACGAAGAGUGCUCAGAGCGGAGGAAAAUAUGUUUCUGUUCAUCUUCGUUUUGAAAUGGACAUGGUAGCCUUCUCGUGUUGCGAAUAUGAUUUUGGAGAAGCAGAGAAGCUAGAAAUGGACUUGGCCCGGGAAAGAGGGUGGAAAGGAAAGUUCAGGAGGAGAGGCAGAGUAAUUAGGCCUGGUGCAAACCGCAUAGAUGGAAAAUGCCCUUUAACCCCACUAGAGGUCGGAAUGAUGCUUAGGGGCAUGGGUUUUAACAAUAGCACCUUGGUUUAUGUUGCUGCGGGAAACAUUUACAAAGCUGACAAAUAUAUGGCUCCUCUUAGGCAGAUGUUUCCUCUUCUCCAAACGAAGGAUACUCUAGCUUCUCCAGAGGAGCUUGCUCCGUUCAAGGGCCACUCAUCAAGAUUAGCUGCACUUGAUUACACAGUAUGCCUCCACAGUGAAGUGUUUGUAUCCACACAAGGUGGAAACUUCCCACAUUUCUUGAUAGGUCAUCGUCGGUACCUUUACAAAGGCCACGCCGAGACAAUCAAACCUGAUAAGCGGAAACUAGUCCAGCUCUUAGAUAAACCGAACAUUAGAUGGGACUACUUCAAGAAACAAAUGCAAGAUAUGCUUAGACACAAUGACGCAAAGGGUGUCGAAUUAAGGAAACCUGCUGCAUCACUCUACACGUUUCCCAUGCCCGAUUGCAUGUGUAAAGAACCUGAUCCUGAACCUGAAUCCGAUCCAGCUUAAACCGGAUUCGUGCUGUUGAACAUCAGCAACGCAAAGUAAGACAGUUUGUUUUUGACUCCAACCAUACAUGUAAUUUAUAUUUAUGUUGUAUCAUGGUUCCUGUAUAAGAAUUUUUCCCCUCCAAUUUCGGGGAAUCUAAUAUAUUAAUAUUUGUGUGUACAUAACAUUCUUUUAACCUCAGUGAUCAUUCUUCCCUUCUGUUA
Camelina sativa (false flax) is the source of this 2151-nucleotide messenger RNA. RefSeq names its product O-fucosyltransferase 9. The record is from RefSeq and is a predicted model, not a curated record. NCBI's taxonomy places the organism in Eukaryota, Viridiplantae, Streptophyta, Magnoliopsida, Brassicales, Brassicaceae.